CAUCGCCCAGCUCUGGAGCCAGCGCAGCCAAGCGGUGCCUCGCCUCACUUCACCUCAGCCUGCCUGGCCGCGCCUCGUGUCUUCGCCUCGCGUAGCCUCACCGGACGAGUCAUGCCGCGCCUGCCUGUUCUCUGCCUGCUUCCCCGCCGCCGUGUGACCCUGCUGGUUCUGCAGCGCAGCCAACGCCAGGCCCACUCGGAUCCUCCGAGCCAGCACCCGGUGUCGACCAUGGAGGUGGCUAUUGCCCUCAUGGUGCUUUUUACUGCCUUCUUAACCCCCAGUGGGUAUGUCUUGAGCAAUCUGAACCACUUCAGAAGAGACUAGCUGGAAGAAGAUGUA
Camelus dromedarius (Arabian camel) is the source of this 339-nucleotide messenger RNA. RefSeq names its product cytochrome c oxidase subunit 8C, mitochondrial. The record is from RefSeq and is a predicted model, not a curated record. Gene Ontology annotation, biological process: mitochondrial electron transport, cytochrome c to oxygen. Gene Ontology annotation, cellular component: mitochondrion. The transcript has 2 exons. Bases 112 to 324 code for a protein of 70 amino acids. NCBI's taxonomy places the organism in Eukaryota, Metazoa, Chordata, Mammalia, Artiodactyla, Camelidae.